AUUCAACAUCCCAAAAACCCCCCCAUUUUUCAUUUCUCCCGUCUCUCAAUCUCAAUCAAAAGCCUUUCCUUUCCUCCUUUUCUCCACUCUCUGGCACUUACGCAACCAAAUCCCACUUCUCCAAUUCAAUUAUCAAAACAAGUAAGCAACCAAGCUCUCAAUUUUAUUAAGUAUUUUCCUGUAAAUAUCAUUUCUCCGUUUGUGUGUGUGUGUGUGUGUUUCUAUCAUUGAACUCAAGGUUCUCAUUGUCUGUAAACUCAAGUUAUAGUUUCAAAGAUUUCUGUUUUGUAUUGUAUAAGAACAAGACUACAAUUCUUCAAUCUUUUGUGUGUGUGAGAGAGAGACUUAGAUACUGAGAGAGACUGGGAGAGAAGCAUAUUCAUUCUUUUUCAUCAUAUGGGGAAAUCAGGAGGAAGAAAAAAGAAGGGUGGUUCAAACCAGGUUUCAGUUGAUAACAAUAAUAAUAAUAAUAAUAAUAAUAAUAAUAAUAAUAAUAAUAAUAAUUCCAGUAAUACAACUGCACAUGUUAAUGGUGGUGUUGAUUUAGACUCUUCUAUAUUUUUGAAGAGAGCCCAUGAGCUCAAAGAAGAAGGCAAUAAGAAGUUUCAGAAUAAGGAUUAUGUGGCUGCUCUUCAACACUAUGAUAAUGCUCUUAGGCUUAUCCCCAAAACCCACCCUGACGGAGCUGUCUUUCACAGCAAUAGAGCUGCUUGUUUGAUGCAAAUGAAACCCAUUGAUUAUGACGCUGUCAUUGCUGAGUGUACUAUGGCGCUUCAGGUUCAGCCUCGCUUUGUUCGAGCUCUUCUUAGGAGGGCUCGGGCUUUUGAGGCCACUGGAAAGUAUGAAAUGGCGAUGCAGGACGCACAACUUUUGUUGGGGGCUGACCCCAAUCAUAAGGAUGCUUUAGAGAUUGCCCGGAGAAUAAGGACUGCAUUGGGUCCUCGCCAGGAGGCUCAGCAAGACCUCCAGAGCCGACCAUCCCCAGCUGCACUUGGGGCUUCUGUGGUUCGUGGUGCCCCAAUUGCUGGUCUUGGGCCUUGCUUACCUGCUCGUCCGGUGCCUAAGAAGACAGCAGCAUCACCUCCUGGAGGGUCAGUUGUAUCACCAAGUAAUAAGCUGGAGAAGCACCAAAUCAAUGUAGCAGCUGAAAAUGGUCCUGAGAACAAAGCCCAGUUGCCUAGACUUGUGCUGAAGACCUCCAGUGGUUCUUUUAAAGCAAGUGAUAAUCUGAAUAAAGAAGGCCAGAGAGAACAGUCCUUUUCUGCUUCUAUUUAUGGGCAGGUUCCUAAGGUGGCAGUUCAAUGGAGGCCAUUGAAACUUGCUUACGAUCAUGACAUAAGGCUGUCCCAAAUGCCGGUUAAUUGCAGCUUCAAAGUGUUAAGAGAGAUUGUGAGCAAACGUUUUCCUUCAUCCAAGUCAGUUUUGAUCAAAUAUAAGGAUAAUGAUGGUGAUUUGGUAACUAUUACCUGUACGACCGAACUCAGGUUGGCAGAGUCUUCUGUAGAUGCUCUUAUUCGAGAGCCGCAAGAAGAUAAAACCAGUGGAUUUGGGAUGAUGAGAUUGCACAUUGUUGAGGUGAGUCCAGAGCAGGAGCCACCAUUACCAGAAGAAGAGGAGGAGAAACCUUCUGAGAGUGGGGGAGCCAAGGCAAAUGAAAGUCGGUCUCACUCAUCUCUUGGUGGUUCUGUGUCAGAAGGUGUUGAUACUGAGAUUGAAAAGACAGAGAAAGGAGCUUUAAAGGAAAAAGUAGGAGCUUCUGAAGAUCCAGAGUGCAAGGAAGUGGAGAUGGAUGAUUGGCUGGUUGAGUUUGCUCAGCUUUUCCGCACCCAUGUGGGUAUUGACCCUGAUGCUCACAUUGACUUGCAUGAGCUUGGGAUGGAGCUAUGUUCAGAGGCUCUUGAGGAGACAGUAACUAGUGAGGAAGCUCAAAACCUCUUUGACAAAGCUGCUUCCAAGUUCCAAGAGGUGGCUGCUUUGGCCUUUUUUAAUUGGGGAAAUGUUCAUAUGUGUGCUGCAAGGAAACGGAUUCCCUUAGAUGAGUCUGCUGGGAAGGAGGUAGUGUCAGCACAACUUCAAGUGGCUUAUGAGUGGGUGAGGGAAAAGUAUUCUUUGGCUAGAGAGAAGUAUGCUGAAGCACUAGUAAUCAAGCCAGACUUUUAUGAAGGGAUGCUGGCACUGGGACAGCAGCAAUUUGAAAUGGCCAAACUUAAUUGGUCUUUUGCACUUGCAAAGAAAAUAGAUCUCUCAAGCUGGGAUCCUGCAGAGACGCAUCAACUUUUUGACAGUGCAGAGGAGAAAAUGAAAGUUGCGACUGAAAUCUGGGAGAAGUUGGAGAAGCAGAGAGUCAAUGAGUUGACUGAUCCUAUAAACAAGGAGGAGGAGUUGAUGAAGAGAAGGAAGAAACCUGGAAGUGGUGCUGAAAAUGAGCUCUCAGUAACUGGCAGUCGGGAGCUUUCAGCUGAGGAAGCAGCUGAACAAGCUGCUGUGAUGAGAUCACAAAUACAUCUUUUCUGGGGCAACAUGCUCUUUGAACGAUCCCAAGUUGAAUGCAAAUUAGGAAUGGAUGGUUGGAAAAAAAAUCUUGAUACUGCUGUUGAGCGCUUCAAGCUUGCAGGAGCUUCUGAAGCUGACAUUUCUACAGUUUUGAAGAACCAUUGCUCAAAUGGAGAUGCAGUGGAAGGAGAUGAAAGGAAGGUUGUUGGUGAAGCAGAGAGCAGGGAGGUGAAUCAAACAUCUGACAAGUGAUAUAGGGAUUGAUGUCUUCCAUCUCUUUGAUGUCUUUAGUGAAUGGAAGUGCAUUUUUCCUCUUCUGCUGGGAGUGUUGAGAUUUUUCUUGCAAAUGAAUAUCGGGGGCCCGCUAUUGAUGAGUGGUUUACUUGAAAGAUUUUGGGGUUUAUGGUUUCUGUUUUAUCCUUUAAAGUGACCUUUUUUCUUUUAAUUAAAAAAAAAAAACAUUGUUCGAGUAUCAAUGAGUUUUCUAAUAAGCAACUUUACGUGAUCCAAUUCAAAUCACUUGAGGUAAUGAAAUUUGGUACGAACUAAAGAAAUUUUCACGGUGAAUGUCACUUGAAUUAACUCAAUAUAAGGUAGAUAUAUGGGCCUUAUGAAAUCUUUUGGUCUC
Messenger RNA from Durio zibethinus, 3121 nucleotides. NCBI's taxonomy places the organism in Eukaryota, Viridiplantae, Streptophyta, Magnoliopsida, Malvales, Malvaceae. The record is from RefSeq and is a predicted model, not a curated record.